Bufo bufo (common toad) is the source of this 2303-nucleotide messenger RNA. RefSeq names its product platelet glycoprotein V-like. The record is from RefSeq and is a predicted model, not a curated record. Lineage: Eukaryota; Metazoa; Chordata; Amphibia; Anura; Bufonidae. The coding region runs from base 36 to 1826 and encodes 596 amino acids. Gene Ontology annotation, molecular function: protein binding. The transcript has 2 exons.
UGUGGCACAUUGUCUGCACAGAGUCUUCAUCAGUCAUGAUUGUAUUCUUACUGCUCACCAUGCCAGGCUUUGUCGCUGUUUCCACAGUCUGUCCUGUUAGAUGCACAUGCAGAGUGAAAGAUUCAGUUGCUUGCGAGGAUAAAAAAGUUGCAGACAUUACCACUUUUAACAUUCCUCAUAAUUUUACAUAUGUUCGUAUAAGUGGCACACAAGCUACAGAACUAACAGAGUUCAGCUUCCAACAAAUGCCAUUUACGUUACGCCUGUUCUUACAGAGCAAUCGAUUUUCUAUAAUAAGACCAGGGGCUUUUCAGAAAUUUCCUCUCCUGAAAACUCUCAGGUUAUCAAAAAACAAUGUGAGCUCUUUGCCUUCUGAAGUCUUCAGUACAUUAAUCUACCUUGAACAUUUGUACCUGGAUGAAAAUGUAUUGGUGUACCUUGAUCCAUCAAUAUUCAAUCAUUUGAGCAGUCUAAAUAUCCUAAAUUUGUCUAUAAAUAGACUCCAAGCUUUACCCAAAAACAUUUUUAGAUCAUUGUCUAAAUUAACACACCUAAUACUUAAUGAUAAUCAAUUGGUAGAGAUACCAAAUUGGAUGUUUGAUAACCUCAUGGAACUGGUUGAACUCCACCUACAUUCAAACUUAAUUGAAAUGAUUGACAAAGAAGCAUUUUAUCAGCUUCCAAAACUAAAAAAAUUAUCAUUGAAGAAAAAUUGCCUAAAAACAUUGGCCGAUGGAUUAUUUCUCUAUUUACAUAAGUUGGAAAGCUUGUCUCUGUAUGAAAAUCCAUUAAAGGAACUGCCUAAUGUACUGUUCGGUAAAAUAGGCACACUCAGGUCCUUCAGGCUUUGGGGCACAUCCCUUUCUACAAUUCCUAAUUUUAUUUUCAGUAAUUUAACCAAUCUAGAAGUUCUCAUCUUAACUAAGAACACACAACUUCAGUCUCUUCCAAAAGAUACUUUCAGUGGUCUGACCAAACUUGUGGAACUGUAUUUACAUACUAACAACUUCAGCUCUCUUCCUGUGGGACUCUUCCAGGAUCUACAAAGCCUACAAAAUCUCUCCUUGUACAAUAAUACAUUUGAUAACCUCCCUGAUAAUUUAUUGAGACCUCUUAUAAAACUUCAAAAUGUUUAUUUAAACAACAGCAAGAUAACAACCCUACCAGGAAACUUGUUCAAGUUGUUGCCAAAUCUUCAAAGUGUUCAUCUUGAGGGCAAUCCCUGGAUGUGUGAUUGUAAGCUUAUAGAGUUUAAGUCCUGGUUGGAAAAUAAUACGGAAAAGGUACCAAACCAUAUGACACUUCUUUGCACAAACCCUCCAACAUUAAAGACCACACCUGUGUUGGCAUUAGAAGCACUAAUUUGUCCAUCCACAUCAAUUACAGAGCAGAAAAGGGGUUCUUAUAUGCUAACAAAACUUUUAAGCUCCUGGGUUAAUUUCAGUACAAGUGACAGGAUGACUAUUACAACACCUACUACAGAAUAUAUUACUAGUGUAAUAGAUUACUCUAGUACUAUGCAUAUGUCAAACUGGGAUAACCGUAAAAACCCAUAUAUGAACCACACUAAAACAACCAGUAGAACAUCAGGACAUGAAUUGCAAUGUAAGCUUGUGAUGUUACACAGAUGUAGUCUUCCUUCUGGUUAUAUAAUUUACUAUCUACUUUAUUUCACAACAUCAGUACAACUGUUCCUUACAACUGUACAAUGUUUUGUCUUGAUAAAAAUGAGAACAUUUUAUAACCACUUCAACAUUCCUACUGAGCCUGUAGUAUUAGUGCAUAUCUUAGUUCCACCAAAUUGUCCUGCUCCAGAUUCAAACUAGUAGGCCUAUAAGAUGUUAACUUUUAUAUUGAGAUAUUAACUGUUUCACAUAAACAUGAUUCCUAUAUGGCAAUAUGGCUCUUUGACAAUGCAGUUAUCACUGUGUACAUUUUGAUUGGGUAAGGGUGCCAUUUAUGCCUGAUGAUGUGUACAAUUCAACAAAUGUUGAUCAUUGUUUAUUAUUAUCUUAUUUUGUAAAUACUCAUAUGCAAACACUUUUUGGUAUGUUAAAAAGUAUACUCAUAAAAUGUGCAAAUUACUGUGUGUAAAUACAAUUGGAUGGAAAUUAAAUAAAACAUCUGGAAUUUGGUACUUACCUUUGAACCAUGUGACUGCAGUUACAAUUUCAUAAUUCGCUACGUCUAGGAAUUGACACAUGUAAACCUGCAUUGUUCAAUCCUUUUUCAAGACCGGUAGUAAAAGGUGUGAGCAAGAAAUUGGCAGUCUGUACACACAAAAAUGUGUAAAAGGCACGUUA